AUGGGUGUUUUCACGAGCGAAAAGUCCAAAGAGGCCUUCAGCAAUAUUGAUGGCGCUGUAGAGAACGAGAAAUCUACAGAGAAAACUACCGAGCGGCCGCCUUCGUAUAACCAGGCUGAUGAGCUCGCGCUUGCUGUGCCUCAGCUAAACCUCGGAGGAACCGGUACCACCAACGACCCUGUCUCUGCCGAUCAGUGUGUCGCGCACCUGAAGCUCCUGGCCGUCUUGGCAGAUUUGCGUGAUUCUAUCUCAAAUAACGAUGGCCUGUUUGGUCUCUUCGAUUCUGAGGCUGAGCGCUUCCCCGCCUCAUCAAAUGAGGCAAACGUUCGUAUUCGCGAGAAGCGUUGGGCUGUGUAUACAGCGCGCGCAGACCUGGAGAGUCCCGAAUAUGAGACCAUUGUCGAUUCCCCCACGCAGGUCGUGUGGUCUCCGGAUAAUAUGCCCCCGAUUGAUAUUUUGAUGGUAUGGCAUUCUCACAUGCUCAACCCGCGAGAUUUUCUCGAAGAUUGCAUCCGAUAUGGCAGGAUGAGCACCUGGAGGACCGGAUUUCCUUUCGAGGUAAUGAAUAACUGCAUCGACGACCGAACGCUGGAGUACAAGACCCCGGAAUCAAGUCAGCAAACUUUCGAAAAUAAAGUCAAUCUGAAGUGGGACAAUCUUCUCGAUCCGCCCGGCAAGGAACUUGAAUGUCCUCGCUGUAAAAAGCCCAAGACCGUGCUUUGGACAGAAGGGGGGAUUGGGGAAUCACUCCAAGAAGCCUUCAAGGAGAAUACCGGCUACGCCGAUGCCUCGUUUGAAGCGAAGUGCCAACACUGCCAACUUCUCAUCAACCACGAACGACUCAAGGUGGCCAAGUUCUAUCAAGAUACAUUCGAUCUCGUGCAAUUGAAUCAACCUAUGCCGGGAUCGAUUUACAAUCUCGAUGGCAUUCCGGAAGGUCCGAGAAAUUUUCGGAUCCCGCUAUCCUGGACCAACAUGAUCUUCCCAAGUCGACUGCUCAAAUGCAUUGAUCGGGAUAUGCUUGCAUUCACAGACCCCCGUCUAGAUCGGUGCAAGAGCAUCGACGACCUCCGUUCUCACAUGGAGGUCAGGCUUCGCGAUAGAAAGGUUCUCCUAGCAAUAAACGGUCGAGGCCGAAGCCUUCUUAAAGGCGAAAGAAUACACUUCCGACGUAUGAUGGCCCACUACUGGGACAACAGCAGUCCCUUCGCCCUCGACCUAGUCGGCGCCGUGAUUCGUCAAGGAACCUUCGUCCAGAAGAUGGAUAACAUCGACUGGUUGCACUCACCAACCGUCAUGGAGACCAGUGAACGCCUCAUCAAAAAGUACAAGGUCUUCAUGGAUAUCAUGCUUCAGAACCCAUCGAAGAUGGCCGUCCCAACCCUGGACGUUGACCUCGCCUGGCACACCCACCAACUCCAGCCACGACACUACUACAACUACUCCACCAUGGCAACAUACCACGGCCACCGCCAGUUCAUCGACCACGAUGACAAAGUCGACGAGAACAAGCUUUCGGAUGGAUUCGAAUGGACUAGUAAGAUGUACCGCCGUGCCACUGACGGCGGUAUCUACAGCGAAUGCACAUGCUGGUAUUGCGAAGCCACACGCGCACCAGAUAUUUACGACCGUCUGUUCAGCAUCGGCUCUUCAUCGCGCGCACGCAAUAAUGCAGACUCCCUACACGACCGCCCCGAUAUCUCCUCCGAUCCGGAACGAAACCCGCAUAUCUCAGCUCACAACGCCGUUCGUCCGACUACCCGGGCCACUGAAGAUCCCCGCGUGGGCCAUCUCCAGAGAAUCCGUCUUCAUCAGAACUAUGAAAAGGCCGCUCGCCGCGCUGAGAAGCGCGGCCGGACACGCAGUGAUGCUAAGUCCUCCAAGGAUGGCGGGUAUGAGCCGAUGUACUAUGCGCCGUAUGCCUGGGGAUACCCUAUGAUUGUCCCGUAUUACGGCCCAUACAUGUGUGAUCCGGGCAUCAGUGUGCUGGCGGUGUUGGGAACUGCUGCUCUGGGACUUGUGGUGGGGGUGUUGCUGCUGGCUCGUGUGGUGGUAUGGGGUCUGCUGCCUGUGCUGGUGGAACAGGUGGAGGAUGCGGCGGAGGCGGCGGCGGAGGAGGGUGUGGAGGUGGAGGUGGCGGAGGAGGAUGUGGCGGUGGCGGCGGAGGUGGUGGUGGAUGCGGUGGUGGUGGUGGUUGCUGAUCUUCCAGAGGAAUGA
Molecule: messenger RNA, 2217 nt
Organism: Penicillium atrosanguineum
Lineage: Eukaryota; Fungi; Ascomycota; Eurotiomycetes; Eurotiales; Aspergillaceae
Exons: 6
Coding region: 1-2217 (738 amino acids)
Source: RefSeq, a predicted model, not a curated record